AUUUAUUCGAAAAAAAAAAAUUUGAUAGUAAAUAAAAUAAAAUAUAUAUUUAAAUGCUUGCACCAACCGCUCUCUCACGCAUCAACACAAACAGAAGACAAAAGUCGAGAUGCCACCGGAGACCAAAAUCGGCGUGGCUAGCAGCUUGGAGCCGUGGCUCGAGCUCAACGACAAAGUCGUUAUGGUAACCGGCGCGUCUUCCGGGCUGGGCCGCGGCUUCUGCUUGGACCUGGCCAAGGCCGGCUGCCGAAUUGUGGCCGCCGCCCGGCGAAUCGACCGCUUACAGUCACUCUGCGACGAGAUCAACGCCGGCUCAGUCGAGCCGAGAAGAGCCCAACCCAGAGCCGUCUCCGUCGAGCUCGACGUCACCGCGAGCGGGCCAGCCAUCGAGGCCUCUGUGAACAAGGCCUGGGAUGCCUUCGGAAAAAUCGACGCUUUGAUUAACAAUGCCGGCCUUAGAGGUAGCGUGCAUACCCCAUUGGAUUUGACAGAAGAUGAAUGGAACAAUAUAGUGAAGACUAAUAUGAGGGGUGUUUGGUUGGUCUCAAAGUUCGUUUGUACUCACAUGCGUGAUGCUCGACUGUGUGGGUCUGUCAUAAAUAUCUCCUCCAUCGCGGGUCUUAAUCGGGGGAAUUUACCAGGAAGCUUUGUUUAUGCUGCCUCUAAAGCUGCUGUUAACACAAUGACAAAGAUCAUGGCCAUGGAGCUCGGUAUAUACAAAAUAAGAGUCAACUCUAUAUCUCCCGGACUAUUCAAAUCAGAGAUAACACAAGAUCUGAUGGAAAAGGAUUGGCUCAAGAAAGUCGCUAUAAAAACUGUUCCUUUAAGAACUUUCGGCGAGUUUGAUCCUGCACUAACGUCAUUAGCACGAUAUUUGAUCCAUGACUCAUCUGAGUAUGUAUCGGGCAAUGUGUUGAUUGUGGAGGCAGGGGCUACAUUACCUGCUGUUUCGAUGUUGUCGGAAUCUGCCUACAAGCUCUCGAGGUUGAGGUCCGUCCAGCCCAGAAAAUAUUUUUCCAUUUUUGCCCUUUGUGGUGGUAUGGGAGGUGAAAGAGGCGAUGCUCGCAGUUGCCCGGAACAAUUUGGCAAGAGUAAUGGAAAAGAAGCAUCUUUAUUGAAAAGUGAGACAAAGCGGCCAUCCUUCAAUUUUUCGUUUGGUCGAGAACCUGAAUUAGUUGGAUUUGGCACUUUACGGGCAGUAACUCGUCAUUUCAGCUCCCAGCAUGAAGCAAUAGAUAUAAAACACAAGUUGAUGGGUUCUAUCCCUAAAUUCGUAAAGAUAGUCGAAGUUGGUCCACGAGAUGGGCUGCAAAAUGAGAAGGAAAUUGUACCAACUAAUGUGAAGGUGGACUUGAUAAAGAUGCUCGCAUCUUCUGGUUUGCCUGUAGUUGAAGCUACUAGUUUUGUCUCACCAAAAUGGGUACCUCAGCUAGCUGACAGUAAGGAUGUGAUGUUGGCCAUUCGGGACAUCGAGCAUUGUAGGUUUCCUGUUUUGACUCCGAACAUGAAAGGUUUUGAGGCUGCUUUGGCAUGUGGAGCAAAAGAAGUGGCUGUAUUUGCUGCAGCAUCUGAGUCAUUUUCCCGUUCAAACAUAAAUUGCAGCUUUGUAGAUAGUCUUGCUCGAUAUCGUGAAGUUGCACUUGCCGCUAAACAACACUCUAUUCCAGUUCGUGGAUAUAUAUCGUGUGUUGUGGGUUGUCCAGUUGAAGGGGCAGUGCCUCCUUCGAAAGUAGCAUAUGUUGCUGAAGAACUUUAUAAAAUGGGUUGUUCAGAAAUAUCUCUUGGUGAUACAAUUGGAGUCGGCACUCCUGGUACUGUGAUCCCAAUGCUUGAAGCUGUUCUUAAUGUUGUUCCAUUAGAGAAGCUUGCUGUACACUUUCACGACACUUACGGGCAAGCCCUUUCAAACAUUCUCUUAUCACUCCAGAUGGGUAUCAGCAUUGUGGAUUCCUCCAUAUCGGGCCUUGGUGGGUGCCCGUAUGCAAAAGGAGCUACUGGAAAUGUGGCCACUGAAGAUGUUGUCUACAUGCUUAAUGGGCUGGGCGUCCAAACAAAUGUGGAUCUUGGAAAACUUAUUUGGGCCGGCGAUUACAUUUCCAAGCAUUUGGGCCGGUCGUCUGGUUCGAAAGCUGCAACUGCAUUAAGAAGAAUCUUGGCUAAUGCCUCCAAGCUCUAAUAAUGCCUUUUAAUGGAUGAAAACAAAGAAAGAACUAAAACAAAGAAAAAUAAAAAGGUAUCUUUAUACAUCAUAAAACCAUGAACUGGAUAUUUAAUUCUGAUGAACAUUUUGGGACUUUGUGAAGUGACUUGAAUUCGAUCCAAGUAAAACUCAGUUGUGUAUGUGUGUGUAAAUUUUGAUUGUUUGUCUUAAGCUUUUUAUUUGUCCCUUUUCACUGAGGCUUGUUUUAAUCUUGAUGAUGUCAGCAUUUGUGCACAUAUGAGGCUUGCAUUGCAUUAAAUUAAUUAAAAUCAUCAUUUUUGCUAGUAAGUACUUU
Striga asiatica is the source of this 2495-nucleotide messenger RNA. The record is from the annotation of a GenBank genome assembly. NCBI's taxonomy places the organism in Eukaryota, Viridiplantae, Streptophyta, Magnoliopsida, Lamiales, Orobanchaceae.